This is a messenger RNA of Plasmodium gonderi, 489 nucleotides long. RefSeq names its product 60S ribosomal protein L24. Bases 1 to 489 code for a protein of 162 amino acids. Gene Ontology annotation, cellular component: cytosolic large ribosomal subunit. Gene Ontology annotation, biological process: cytoplasmic translation. NCBI's taxonomy places the organism in Eukaryota, Apicomplexa, Aconoidasida, Haemosporida, Plasmodiidae. The record is from RefSeq and is a predicted model, not a curated record. Gene Ontology annotation, molecular function: structural constituent of ribosome; mRNA binding. The transcript is spliced from 3 exons.
AUGUCAUCAAUCAAAACAACUGUAAAAACAGAAGCAUGCUCCUUUAGUGAGUACAGGAUAUAUCCCGGAAGAGGACAGAAGUUUAUUGCAAGAGACGGAAAAGUUUACUUUUAUUUAUCAUCAAAAUUUGCUUCACUUGCACAUCAGAAGAAGAAGGCAGCCAAGUUGAGAUGGACACAGACUUGGAGAAGAAAUAACAAAAAAACAAAAAUUGAAAGCACACAAAGAAGGAGGUAUAAAAAAACUAUUAAAGUGCAGAAAGCCGUUUGUGGGCUAACUGUCGAAGAUAUCAGAAACAGGAAAGCCUAUGUCCAAAGCAUUGAAGCAAAGAACAAAUCUCGAAUAUCAGGCAAGGAGAAGGAUGACAAGAAAAAAGGAAAAGAUGAUAAAAAAAAAAAUGUCGCACAUUUUCAACAAAAAAAAGAUUUCUCCAAAUCCAAACAGAUAAAUAUGGCUAAGACGAAAAUGCACAAAAUGAUGAAGAAAUGA